Molecule: messenger RNA, 332 nt
Organism: Staurois parvus
Lineage: Eukaryota; Metazoa; Chordata; Amphibia; Anura; Ranidae
Source: the annotation of a GenBank genome assembly
GGAUUGGAACACGUCAAUCACAUGAUUUGGAGGGGAUUGGAACACAUGAAUCACAUGAUUUGGAGGGGAUUGGAACACGUCAAUCACAUGAUUUGGAGGGGAUUGGAACACGUGAAUCACAUGAUUUGGAGGGGAUUGGAACACCUGAAUCACAUGAUUUGGAGGGGAUUGGAACACGUGAAUCACAUGAUUUGGAGGGGAUUGGAACACCUGAAUCACGUGAUUUGGAGGGGAUUGGAACACCUGAAUCACAUGAUUUGGAGGGGAGGGGCUCAAUACUUUUGGCAAUAUAAUUUGCAGUGAUUGCUUGGAUUGCUUUGCUAUGGUCUGGA